AUGCCCGGUUUCUCGCAGGCAACCGAGCUGAGGGCCUGGCAGCAGCUCCAGGAGCACCACCAGACCCUCGGCAAGGACAUUAUCCUGAAGGACGCCUUUGCGAAGGACCCUCAACGCUUCGAGAAGUUCUCCCGCACCUUCUACAAUGAGGCCGAUAAGUCGGAGACUCUCUUCGAUUUCUCUAAGAACUUCAUUACCGAGGAGACGCUCGACCUCCUCGUGAAGCUCGCCAAGGAGGCUGGCCUUGAGAAGCUGCGCGAUGACAUGUUCGCUGGUGAGAAGAUCAACUUCACCGAGAAGCGCGCCGUCUACCAUGCCGCUCUCCGUAACGUCGCCGGCUGGCCUAUGCAGGUCGACGGCAAGAGCGUUGUCGAGGACGUCAACUCCGUCCUGGAGCACAUGAAGGAGUUCACUGAGCAGGUCCGCAGCGGCGAAUGGAAGGGCUACACCGGCAAGUCCAUCAACACCAUCAUCAACGUUGGUAUUGGUGGCUCUGAUCUCGGCCCCGUCAUGGUCACCGAGGCUCUGAAGGCGUACGGCAAGCGCGACUUCAAGCUUCACUUCGUGUCCAACAUCGACGGCACCCACAUCGCUGAGGCGCUGAAGGAGUCUGACCCGGAGACCACUCUCUUCCUGAUCGCCUCCAAGACCUUCACCACUGCCGAGACGACCACCAACGCCAACACUGCCAAGCAGUGGUUCCUCGAGAAGGCUAAGGACGAGUCGGCUAUUGCCAAGCACUUCGUCGCCCUCUCGACCAACGAGGCCGAGGUCACCAAGUUUGGCAUUGACAAGAAGAACAUGUUCCCCUUCUCCGACUGGGUCGGUGGCCGCUACAGUGUCUGGAGCGCCAUUGGUCUGAGCGUUGCCCUGUACAUUGGCUACGACAACUUCCACCAGUUCCUUGCUGGUGCUCAGGCUAUGGACAAGCACUUCAAGGAGGCUCCCCUGGAGCAGAACAUCCCCGUGAUUGGUGGUCUUCUCAGCGUCUGGUACUCGGACUUCUUCGGUGCUCAGACGCACCUCGUUGCUCCUUUCGACCAGUACCUGCACCGCUUCCCUGCCUACCUCCAGCAGCUCUCCAUGGAGUCGAACGGCAAGGCCAUCACCCGCACUGGCGAGUACGUCAAGUACACGACCGGCCCCAUCCUCUUCGGCGAGCCUGCCACCAACGCCCAGCACUCUUUCUUCCAGCUGCUGCACCAGGGCACUAAGCUGAUCCCUACCGACUUCAUCCUGGCUGCCGAGAGCCACAACCCUGUUCAGGACAACCUUCACCAGAGGAUGCUUGCGUCCAACUUCUUCGCGCAGGCCGAGGCGCUCAUGGUCGGCAAGACGCCUGAGGAGGUCAAGACCGAGGGUGCACCUGAGGAGCUUGUCAACCACAAGACGUUCCUUGGCAACCGCCCGACGACGUCGAUUCUUGCUCAGAAGAUCACGCCGGCGACGCUGGGUGCUCUGAUCGUCUACUACGAGCAUGUGACGUUUACUGAGGGUGCUAUCUGGAACAUCAACAGCUUCGACCAGUGGGGUGUCGAGCUGGGCAAGGUGCUUGCCAAGAAGAUCCUGGCGGAGCUGGGUGACGGCAGCGAGUCGACGUCGCACGACGCCAGCACCAGCGGCCUGAUCAACGCGUUCAAGAAGAAGUCGGGCAUCUCCAAAUGA
Molecule: messenger RNA, 1665 nt
Organism: Lasiodiplodia theobromae
Lineage: Eukaryota; Fungi; Ascomycota; Dothideomycetes; Botryosphaeriales; Botryosphaeriaceae
Product: Glucose-6-phosphate isomerase
Exons: 3
Coding region: 1-1665 (554 amino acids)
Biological process (GO): glucose 6-phosphate metabolic process; glycolytic process; gluconeogenesis
Cellular component (GO): cytosol
Molecular function (GO): carbohydrate derivative binding; glucose-6-phosphate isomerase activity; monosaccharide binding
Source: RefSeq, a predicted model, not a curated record